AUGGCGGGCGCCGAUGCAGCUUUGGGGUCGUUGGUAAAGGGUCUGUACGACGUGCAGGCUUUCAAGUUCGGGAAUUUCGUGCUGAAGAGCGGGCUCUCUUCCCCCGUCUACGUAGAUCUGCGGGGCAUCGUGUCUCGACCGCGGCUUCUGAGUCAGGUCGCAGAACUUUUAUUCCAAACUGCGCAAAAUGCAGGGAUCAAUUUUGAUACUGUCUGUGGAGUACCUUACACAGCUUUACCAUUGGCUACAGUUAUCUGUUCAACUAACCAAAUUCCAAUGCUCAUUAGAAGAAAAGAAACAAAGGAUUACGGUACUAAACGCCUUGUAGAAGGGGCUAUUAAUCCAGGAGAAAACUGUUUGAUCAUCGAAGAUGUCGUUACCAGCGGAUCCAGUGUUUUGGAAACUGUCGAGGUUCUUCAGAAGGAGGGCUUGAAGGUCACAGACGUCAUAGUGCUUCUGGACAGAGAGCAAGGAGGCAAGGAUAAGCUGCAGGCACAUGGGCUUCGUCUCCACUCAGUGUGUACAUUGUCCAAAGUGCUGGAGAUUCUUGAGCAACAGAAAAAAAUUGAUGCUGAGAUGGUUGAGAGAGUGAAGAAAUUUAUUCAGGAGAAUGUUUUUGUGGCAGCUGAUCACAAUGGUUCUCUCCCAUCUAUAAAGAAAGCACCCAAAGAACUCAGCUUCGGUGCACGUGCCGAGCUGCCCGGGAUUCAUCCAAUUGCAUCAAAGCUUCUCAGGGUUAUGCAGAAGAAGGAGACCAAUCUGUGUCUGUCGGCUGACGUUUCAGAAUCCAGAGAUUUGUUGCAGCUAGCAGAUGCUUUAGGACCCAGCAUCUGCAUGCUCAAGACUCAUGUAGAUAUUUUGAAUGACUUUACUCUGGAUGUGAUGAAGGAGUUAACAAGUCUGGCAAAACACCAUGAGUUUUUAAUAUUUGAAGACCGGAAAUUUGCAGACAUAGGAAACACAGUAAAAAAGCAGUAUGAAGGUGGUGUCUUUAAAAUAGCUUCCUGGGCAGAUGUAGUAAAUGCUCACGUGGUCCCAGGCUCGGGAGUUGUGAAAGGCCUGCAAGAAGUUGGCCUGCCUCUGCAGCGGGGGUGCCUGCUCAUUGCAGAAAUGAGCUCUGCUGGCUCCUUGGCCACUGGGGACUACACGAAAGCAGCGGUUAGAAUGGCUGAGGAACAUUCUGAAUUUGUUUUUGGUUUUAUUUCUGGCUCCCGAGUAAGCAUGAAACCAGAAUUUCUUCACUUAACUCCAGGAGUUCAGUUGGAAGCAAGACGUGAUAAUCUCGGCCAACAGUACAAUAGCCCACAAGAAGUUAUUGGCAAACGAGGUUCUGAUAUCAUCAUUGUAGGCCGGGGCAUAAUAGCAUCAGCCAAUCGUCUGGAAGCAGCAGAGAUGUACAGAAAAGCUGCCUGGGAAGCCUAUUUGAGUAGACUUGGCGUCUGA
Messenger RNA from Pipistrellus nathusii (Nathusius's pipistrelle), 1443 nucleotides. The record is from the annotation of a GenBank genome assembly. NCBI's taxonomy places the organism in Eukaryota, Metazoa, Chordata, Mammalia, Chiroptera, Vespertilionidae.